Messenger RNA from Olea europaea var. sylvestris, 798 nucleotides. Its product is annotated as calcium uptake protein, mitochondrial-like. NCBI's taxonomy places the organism in Eukaryota, Viridiplantae, Streptophyta, Magnoliopsida, Lamiales, Oleaceae. The transcript is spliced from 3 exons. Gene Ontology annotation, biological process: mitochondrial calcium ion homeostasis; calcium import into the mitochondrion. The coding region runs from base 99 to 608 and encodes 169 amino acids. The record is from RefSeq and is a predicted model, not a curated record. Gene Ontology annotation, cellular component: uniplex complex. Gene Ontology annotation, molecular function: calcium ion binding.
AGGAUGGUGGUCUUCUAGAGUACUUCUUUGGCAGUGAUGGAAGCAAACGCCUUGAACGUGAAAAAUUUGUCCAAUUCUUGAGAGACUUGCAUGGUGAAAUGCUGAGAUUGGAGUUUGCUCAUUAUGAUUACAAGUCAAAAGGCACUAUUUCUGCUAAAGAUUUUGCCUUGUCUAUGGUUGCAUCCGCUGAUAUGAGAUAUAUAAACAAAUUUCUCGAUCGAGUUGAUGAACUAAACAAGGAGCCAUCUCUAAAAGACUCACGUUUUACAUUUGAAGAAUUCAAGAAUUUUGCUGAGCUUCGCAAAAGAUUGCAGCCGUUCUCCAUGGCCCUAUUCAGUUAUGGAGAAGUGAAUGGACUACUGUCAAAGAAAGACUUCAAAAGAGCAGCCGAACAAGUUUGUGGCAUAUCCCUCUCUGAUAAUGUUAUCAACAUGGUAUUUUACAUGUUCGAUGCCAAUCUAGAUGGGAGUUUAAGCUCCGAUGAGUUCUUGAGAGUUAUGGAAAGGCGAGAAAUGGAGAUUUCACAGCCAAGGGAUGCAGGUUUUACAGGGUUGAUAUCAUGCUGGAUGGACUGUACAAAGAAUUGUUCUUCAAAGAAGUUAUUCUGAUUAUUGCCAAAGACAGGGUUCAAUUAGUUUGGAAACUGAAUGAAAUUGUAAAGAAAAAAACAUAGGCCUUUCAAAUUUGAGAAGAUCAACAACUGGAUCAGAAAUUUGACAGGCCACGAUGAAGGCAUUGAUGUAUUUGACAGGACUUUUUUAUACUGUCCAGUGUCAUCAGUAAAUGCUGAUACAUUAU